AUGUCACUCACAACAUCAGAUGCCCAGAAGCUCCGUGAAUUGUUUGACAAGUAUGAUGACGAUAAAAACGGAGGUCUCGAUAUCAACGAAUUCAAGAACUUUUUAACAGAAGCUGGCGAAGAAUUCGAUGAUGAAGAUUUGAACGAACUUUAUGCCGUUUUUGAUCACGACCACAAUGGUCUCCUCGCUUUCGAUGAGUUCGUUGACUAUGUUGGAUGCAUCGAAUCCGGCGACGAGCGCAGAUUAAUUGAAUACCGUUUCAAAUCCAUCGAUACUGAUGACAAUGGUGUCCUUGAUGCUAGCGAAUUACAGCAAUUCCAGAAAUUAUGCGGAAAUAUCAUUACUCUUGAACAGGCAGAGGAAUUACUCAAAGAAAUCGAUUGUAACGGUGAUGGCAAGGUCACCCUUGAAGACUACAUCAAAUACUCCGAAUAA
Trichomonas vaginalis G3 is the source of this 435-nucleotide messenger RNA. Its product is annotated as calcium ion binding. Lineage: Eukaryota; Parabasalia; Trichomonadida; Trichomonadidae. Gene Ontology annotation, molecular function: calcium ion binding. Bases 1 to 435 code for a protein of 144 amino acids. The record is from RefSeq and is a predicted model, not a curated record. The transcript has a single exon.